ACACUAACCUCCUCUGUUCAAGGCACGAAAAGCCUUAAAAAAACCUCGACAAUUUUGUAACAACACGCCAUUACGCUUUACUAAAAAUGUAACGAAGCGAGUCGAGGCGGAGGAAAAAACCCGCUGUGCAGAUUUUUUUUUUGUUUUACCAUUGGAAAAUUCUCAUAACUAAUUCACAAUUUUUUUUUUUUUUUGGAGGAAGCAGUUUUGUGCAGUCACCUCUAGUCGGGGAGGAGGAAGAAUUUCUGCAGCAGGAGCCUGUUUCGCAUGAGCUACAUCGCAUUUGGAGUAACACAGGCUCAGAGGAGGUGGAGUCAUGAGUGCACAGGAGGCACCCAAUCCUGGGAAGGAGCAGGCAAACAGUGGGAAUGGGAAUACAGCCACAGAUGCCUCAACAACCAACAGUACUACUCCACCACCAAUUGCUGUAAAGAAAGAACCCGGGACAUCGGAGAAGAGCAAUGGGAAAGUUGGAGAUGUCAAUCCUGCUGAGAUCUGUGUUGUCAUUGGAGGGAAGAAUGGAGGAACAAGUGGAGGUGGACCCCGUAGAGCUCCAGCCGAGGGUAUGUUUGCCCUUGGUACUCCUCCUCCAACGAAGAGCACAGACUCAUGCAUAGGUUCGUAUGUAUGUGCAGUUUGUGGGAAGAAGUACAAGUAUUAUAACUGCUUCCAGACGCACGUCAGAGCACACAGAGAAUCAGAGAGCAUGGUUGGAGAUGGUCUGCCUCAGACACCCAAUAGCAGCUUCCGUUACUCCUGCGACAUCUGUGGCAAGAAGUAUAAAUACUACAGUUGUUUCCAGGAGCAUCGUGACCUGCAUGCAGUUGAUGAUCCAUACGAACAGGUGGUGUUACCUGUUGACGGUCUCAAAGAAGAAGAGCCAGUUGAACCCUAUCAGAAAAUUGGACCAAAAACAGGAAGCUAUGUUUGUGAGUUCUGUGGGAAACAGUACAAGUACUUCAACCCGUACCAGGAGCAUGUUGCCCUUCACACACCACUGAGCUCAUUUGAUUUAAAGACCUCACGGGCACAGGAAUGUGGCAGUAUAGACAUGAGUAAGUUUGGACACAGCCAAGCUGGUAAAAUAAAAAGUCCGAAUAAAGCAUUGAACAACAGCCCAUUUAAGAGGAAAUUGGAGAGUGCAAUUCAGUCCAGUCUGGUUGACACAAACAGUUCUCAGAACUCAAGCGCAGGAACUCCAAGCCCUCUGGUGGCCACCUCCUUCUCUACAGUGCAGAAACCCUAUACUUGUGGUGCCUGUGGCAUCCAGUUCCAGUUCUACAACAACCUGCUGGAGCAUAUGCAGUCGCACGCUGCUGAUAGUGAGAACCACACCAAAGGGGACUCUCCCAAAACCUCUUCAGCCUCGGGUCCUCAAGAGCCGCUAUGGAGAGGGUCCCAGACUCAGGCCCACCCCUCCGUUAAAAUACAAAUCCAGCCUCAAAGUAUCUCUCAGAGAAAUCAUACUCUCAGCCAGAAUAAUGGGCUACCUGAGAAGGAGCGACAGCAGGUGGCUGAGCGCCUAUUACGGGUAAUGUGCUCUGAUCUGAGCAUGCUAAAUGUGCUUAACAGCAAGGACUUCCUGAAGUUGGCUCAGACCCUUGUGGAUACAGGUGCUCGUCAUGGUGCCUACUCCACCCGUGAUGCUCUUGGCAACAUGAGUGCCUUGGCACUGCGCCAGCUUCCUCGCAUGUACAACCAGGUGAAAGUUAAGGUCACGUGUGCUUUGGGCUCCAACGCUUCACUUGGCAUUGCUGUUACCUGCCACUCCCAGACAUCUGGGCCAGAUGCCUGCUACGUUCUAACAGCCUACCAGGUGGAGGGGUCCAGACUCAAACGCUACGUGCUCGGGUUAAGGGAAGCCGAGCUGAGGGAAGGGCCUGAGCAGGUCCACCACUGGGUGCAGAAUGUACUGUCUGAGUUUGUCAUGUCGGACAUUCGAACUGUUUAUGUCUCUGAGCCACAACUGUGGGCGGCAGGAUUUGCAGGAUCGCCCCUGGGAGGCGGCGGGCGUGGUCGGAUAUGUUUGAGAUGUGCGGGAUGUUCGCUCGGAGCAGUUGUUCAGGCUGUCCUUGGAAAGCGCAGCCUCCAGGCUCGAGGGCUUCACGAGUUAGCUGAGCUUCUCGCAACUUGCAGAGAUAUUGCCUCCUCGGCCACACUGGGUCUACGUGAAGAACAGUGCUUCAGCACAUCCACAAGCACAACUGAGGAAGGUGCACAAAUCCCCCCUGCACAAUGCCCUACGCCUCCUUGCUGGGAUCCUACGGCUGAAGCUCUCCUUCAGGUUCAUGCUCACUUCGAACACAUUUGUGAGGCCUAUGGCCGCAGCAAGGCUACAGCCCCUCUUCUUCAAGGUCUCAACAAGCACCUGUUGGGCACUCUGGCUUGUCUGCUGGCACCUCUGCGCCUGGCUGCGCUGGAGCUGAGCAGCCAGAGACGACCAACCUUACAGCAGGUGCUGCCCGUUUACCUACGUUUGGAGAAGUUUUUCACAUCUAAAGCGGGGGAAGCUGGAACUGGCACAGCUAGCAAGCUCUGCCACUAUUUCCUCGAAGCACUUAAAGAAAACUUUAAGGUUGAAAGAGCCCACCAGGUUGCCAUGGUUCUGAACCCACAGCUCAAACUGCGUUCGGUGCCGGCCUACCAGCAUGAAGACAUCAUUUCCCGUGCAUGCGAAAUGGCUGCCGAAAGUAAGGAUGGAGGUAUGAGUAGCGGUGGAGGUUCAGGUGGAGAGGAGCGGGAUGCAGAUGGUCCCUCUGCCCCUAAAAUAAGCCGUAUGGAUGGAAGUGGAAACAACAGUGGCCCUUCGAGGAGCACCUGCACGGCAUCUGGUGAUGAGGGUCAGAGCCAAGUUAGAAAAGAGAUUUUUCAAUAUCUGGCUGAGCCUCUUGUCCAAGGUACCCCUGAUCUCUUCCAGUAUUGGAGCUCAACAGUUGCUGAGAAGUUCCCCAGGCUUGCCCGCUUGGCUCUGUGGCUGCUUGCUGUUCCUGCUGUGGGCAUACGCAGCGAGUGUGUGACUGUGUGUGAGCAGAGCCUGGCUAUGAAGAGGAGGCAGCAAGUCACUGCUGAAGAGAUGAACAAACUAAUUUUCCUUCGCUCUAAUCUGGGUUAGAAGGGCAACCCAACAUACUCUAAUCAACCAAACUUUCACUCAAACAAAGACUCGAGACAUUUAUUUAUAUACUGUAGGUUUAGGCAAACUGUACACAUCAAUGUCCAGGAACAUUUAGUAAU
Messenger RNA from Nematolebias whitei (Rio pearlfish), 3234 nucleotides. RefSeq names its product zinc finger protein 618 (gene znf618). The transcript is spliced from 15 exons. The record is from RefSeq and is a predicted model, not a curated record. NCBI's taxonomy places the organism in Eukaryota, Metazoa, Chordata, Actinopteri, Cyprinodontiformes, Rivulidae. Gene Ontology annotation, molecular function: protein dimerization activity. Bases 317 to 3112 code for a protein of 931 amino acids.